AUGGCGACAUCGAAUGAUAGUCAUUUCGUUGAUAUAACUACGUGUGCAAUUUCGGGAAAAGUACAAAGUCCGCAAAAACAUUGCAUGGUAUGUGAGCGAAUGGAAAAGAUUUCAGAUGCCACUUUCGUAUGUUUUGAUUGCUCCGAUUUGUUGUGUGAUAACUGUUGUAAACACCACAAAGCAAUCAAAUAUACAGCGGACCAUGAAAUCAAUCCAAUAGAAAAGCUUACAUCAGACAUUAAUUUAUAUAAAACCUUUAAAAAUAAAUGUUCUGAACAUAAGGGUAAAGACGUAGAACUUUAUUGUGUCGAUCAUCAGAAUCCCUGCUGUUCGAUGUGUGUAUCGAUCUCUCAUCGCAAGUGUGAGAAAGUUCUAUCUAUCGAGGAUGCUGCUCGAGAGUACAACGGGACAGAGGAAGUAAAUAAAUUGAGAACCCAGCUCGAAAAAGUAGAAGAUGAUAUUAAAGACAUAAUUAAAGAUCGCCAAUCUGCUAUGGACAAGUUAGAAAGUCAGUAUUUAGAUCAGAAAAAGAAACUUGAUAACGUUUUCAGUGAGCUUGUUUCUAAGAUAAAUGAUCUCAAAGUUCAAAGAGAGACAGAACUUCUGAAAAUAUACAAUGAGGCAAAAACAAAUAUUGAUAUGAUUAAAUUGAUUUUUACAAAUAAAAAGAAAAAUAUAGAAAACGAGAAACAAAUUCUUGACGCAUGCGAGAGUAAAGCAUCCGAUGUUCAGGUCAUGAUAGAAGUCAAGAGAUUAAAUCAACAUCUAGAGGAACAUAAGAACAUUAUACAAUGUAAAGCUGACGAAAUAGUUGAUUAUGAACUUUCUUUACAAAAUGAAAAUAUUUCUGAUCUGCUAGCUAGAGCAGAAAGUUCAUGCAAGAUUUCAUUGGACAAGAACAAACCUAUUUUAGAUAUUAUAAAGACAGGAUCUACCAAAUUGUCAGAGAUACACAGUUGUAAUCGAUUUGUGUCAAAUUCAGGUGAUUGGACUGUUAGUGGAAACUCCGAUGCUAUAUGUUUUCAAGUGUCUAAAGAAAUACAACUGUGCGGAAUUUUAUCUUAUGUAUGUAAAGAUGGAUCAUCGACAUUUCAAAUGACCGCUUCAGUUAAAGACGAGUCCACAGAUCUGGUUUUAGUGUCAGAUUCCAUUGACAGUAAAUUAGCCAAGAACAAAUGUGUCAAGAUUCAUUUUCAGAAACCUGUGAAACUAUUAGCUAAUAAAAAGUACCACGCUAUUCUAGUGAUGAAAGGCCCGGUAUGUUAUUCUGGUGGAAAUGGGAAACUUGUAGUAGACAGUAAUGGUGUACGUUUUUCGUUUGAAAAUUCUAAGUUUGAUACAAAUUCUACAUCAACCGGUGAAGGCCAGAUUCCUGGAUUUUUGUUUAGAAAUCUUUUGUAAAUGUAA
This is a messenger RNA of Mytilus trossulus (common blue mussel), 1407 nucleotides long. RefSeq lists its product as uncharacterized. The transcript is spliced from 2 exons. Gene Ontology annotation, molecular function: zinc ion binding. Lineage: Eukaryota; Metazoa; Mollusca; Bivalvia; Mytilida; Mytilidae. The record is from RefSeq and is a predicted model, not a curated record. Bases 1 to 1401 code for a protein of 466 amino acids.